Messenger RNA from Sander lucioperca (pikeperch), 2119 nucleotides. RefSeq names its product chitinase-3-like protein 2. Lineage: Eukaryota; Metazoa; Chordata; Actinopteri; Perciformes; Percidae. Gene Ontology annotation, biological process: carbohydrate metabolic process; chitin catabolic process. The record is from RefSeq and is a predicted model, not a curated record. Gene Ontology annotation, cellular component: extracellular region. The transcript is spliced from 13 exons. Gene Ontology annotation, molecular function: chitin binding; chitinase activity. Bases 38 to 2119 code for a protein of 693 amino acids.
GAUAUAAUUUAUUGAUUCAGAGACUUUUAAAACCAUCAUGAUUUCCUUCCAUGUCUUAGCGUCAUCCUCCAGGCUGGUGUGUUACUAUAACAGCUUGGCUGAAGACAGAGCAGCCUACGGGAAGGUCACAAUUUCAGAUAUCGAUCCAAACCAGUGUACCCAUCUGAUCUACGCCUUUUCUGACAUCAACAACAAUGAGCUGGUCAACAGCACUGCAAGUAGCAUAGACUAUCAGUCCUUUAAUAGACUCAAAACCAGAAAUCCACUACUCAAAACCCUGUUGGCAGUGGGUGGCUUGACCUUCAACACACAAAAAUUCAGUACAAUGGUGGCAGAACAACAAAACAGAACAACAUUCAUCCAGUCUGCGAUCACACUACUGAGAGGAAAUGGGUUCGAUGGGCUAAACCUUGACUGGAGGUACCCCGGAGGAGCUGGAAGCCAACCACAGGACAAGCAGGGAUUCACACUGCUGUGCACAGAACUCAAAGAGGCCUUUGUGGCUGAGGGAACAGCAUCUAACCGUGACAGAUUAAUCAUCACUGCUAGUGUCUCUGCGGAGAGAGCAACCAUCGAUGCCAGUUAUGAAGUUGCACAGAUUGCCACGCAGCUGGAUUUCAUCAAUGUGCUGACAUUUGACUUUCAUGGCCCCUGGGAAAAUGUCACAGGACAUCACAGCCCCUUAUACCAGGGAUCCAAAGACACUGGAAAUGAAUCCUACUUUAACACUGACUUUGCCAUGCGCUACUGGCGGGACCAGGGAGCACCUACACAAAAGCUAAACUUGGGGUUAGCGGCAUACGGGCGAGCUUUUGACCUCUCCACUAAUUCCAGUGACGUUGGAGCACCAGCCAAUGGUCCUGGUGAAGAAGGCUGCUACACUGGCGAAGAAGGAUUCUGGUCCACUUAUGAGACUUGUCUUUAUAUUGAAGAGGUUCCAACCCAUCUGAUUCCUGAUCAGAAAGUUCCAUAUGCCACCACAGAAAAUCAGUGGGUUGGAUUUGACAACAAAGACAGCCUUGAUACUAAGGUCAGUUACCUAAAAACUAACAACUUUGGAGGAGCUUUUGUCUGGUCUCUGGACUUGGAUGACACUAGUGGGCAAUUCUGUAAAAUUGGCAACAAUCCCUUCAUCAGCCACCUGCAUACUCUCCUGGUUCCAGGUUUCCCUGGCCCUACUACCACAACUCCCCCUAUCACAACCACAACUCCUCCUACCACAACUACAACUUCCCCUACCACACCUACCACACCUCCCCCUACCACAACUACCACAACUCCCCCUACCACAACUCCACCUACUACAGCUACAACUCCCCCUACCACAACUCUCCCUACCACAACUACAACUCCACCUACUACAACUACAACUCCCCCUACCACAACUACAACUCCACCUACUACAACAACUCUUCCUACCACAACUACAACUCCCCCUACCACCAUAAUGAAUCCCCCUAACCAUAAUGAAUACCCCUACCACAAUUACAACUCCACCUACUACAACUACAACUCCCCUUACCACACCAGCCGUAACUCCUACCACAACUCCCCCUACCACAACUACAACUCCACCUACUAUAACUACACCUACAACUCCCCUUACCACACCAACCAUAACUCCUACCACAACUACCACAACUCCCCCUACCACAACUACAACUCCACCAACUACAACUCUCCCUACCACAACUCCCCCUACCACAACUACAACUUCACCUACUACAACUCCCCCUACCACAACCACAACUCCCCCUACUACAACUACACCUACAACUCCCCUUACCACACCAACCAUAACUCCUACCACAACUACCACAACUCCCCCAACCACAACUCCACCAACUACAACUCCAACCAUAAUGAAUACCCCUACCACAAUUACAACUCCACCUACUACAACUACAACUCCCCUUACCACACCAGCCGUUUUGUAGACUGCGUUUUAGUGAACUCUGAUGGUAUCCCCGUUUUCCGAACCCAACCCAGUUUUUGUUUUCCUGAACCCAACAAUCCCAUUCUUUCCAAGCCGACCCAGAGCCGGUCGCGGCGCCUGGCAAGGGGCUGCCAGCAACGGGGAGAGGCAGGGGAUCCUCCCACACCGUGCAGCAGACGCUAA